Molecule: messenger RNA, 1121 nt
Organism: Fomitopsis serialis
Lineage: Eukaryota; Fungi; Basidiomycota; Agaricomycetes; Polyporales; Fomitopsidaceae
Product: GHMP kinase
Exons: 6
Biological process (GO): isopentenyl diphosphate biosynthetic process, mevalonate pathway; isoprenoid biosynthetic process
Cellular component (GO): cytosol
Molecular function (GO): ATP binding; diphosphomevalonate decarboxylase activity
Source: RefSeq, a predicted model, not a curated record
CGCUCCGAGGCCUACAUCUCUGUUCAUUGACUAGGCUACUGUGCACCGGCGGUGUGGUAUGAGCAGGCUCGACGCCCGAAUCAGAUAAGUGCAGAGACGAGCGCGUAGGCGCCCAGUAGCCGUACGAUUCGAGAUUUCAGACAUGGUGCAAUGGCCUGAGGCCCGUACAAAAGCCAUGCCUGCUCCUCGCCGUCUCCCCCCAUCCCCGCAUCUGCCAUGGCCGUCUACCAAGCGACUGCGUCUGCCCCCGUGAACAUUGCGUGCAUCAAGUACUGGGGCAAGCGGGACACGAAGCUCAUCCUUCCGACGAACUCGUCCCUCUCGGUUACGCUUGACCAGGACCACCUACGCUCGACGACGACCUCGAGGCGGACCCUGCAGCUCUCGACGUACGCCGUCCACAUCUCCUCGCGAAACAACUUCCCUACCGCGGCAGGCCUCGCUUCCUCAGCCUCGGGCUUUGCAGCACUCGUCUCCUCGCUCGCUGCUCUCUACCAACUCCCCGCCUCCCCCUCUGAACUCUCCCUCAUCGCGCGCCAGGGCUCCGGCUCUGCCUGUCGUUCGCUCUUCGGCGGUUCCAUCCACGCCCUCAUCUGCGUCGUCUCAGACGAUAAGAAGGGCACGUCGUCCACCUCGGGCAUGCAGCGCACGGUGGAGACCUCGGCGCUGCUCCAGCACCGCAUCAAGCACGUCGUGCCCGCGCGCAUGAAGGCGAUCAGCGAGGCGAUCCUCGCGCGCGACUUCGACGCGUUCGCGCGGAUCACGAUGCAGGACUCGAACCAGUUCCACGCCGUCGCGCUCGACACGGACCCGCCGAUCUUCUACAUGAACGACGUCUCGCGCGCGAUCAUCGCGCUCGUCGUCGAGUACAACCGCGUCGCCGUCGCGGCCGGCGGGAAGCUCAAGGCGGCGUACACGUACGACGCGGGCCCGAACGCGGUCAUCUACGCGCCGAAGGAGAACCUGAAGGAGAUCGUCGAGUUGAUCGUGAACUACUUCCCCCAGGCGGAGUCGUUCAAGGACCCCUUCGGGCUGUUCGACUUCAACGCUGCAGUGGCGAAGCCUUUCGGCGUGGGCGCUGUGAAGAACCUGAUCCACACGAGGGUCGGCGACGGCCCCAG